AAAAAUGUUCAAAAUGUUGGCUGUUUUGUGUUUAAUAUGUGUUGUGAGCGGUGUGUGGUCGUCGUGCGACUCGUGCGGGCGCGAGUGCAGCGCGUCGUGCGGCACGCGCCGCUUCCGCGCGUGCUGCUUCAACUAUCUGCGCCGGAAGAGGGCGCCAUAUACCGCACAGAUUCAUUUUCAACCUCAUGACAUGAAGGACAACAGGCCGAAGACUGAUCUACCUCCAUCCUUCCUCCAGGAAGACCCAAAUGCAGACCUAUGGAUGAACAACAUGUUAGCAAGCGAAUACCAACCCUAUACCUUAGAAGACAUGUUUGAAAAUCGUUUGGAUUGAAUUCUUUCUUGU
Messenger RNA from Spodoptera littoralis (African cotton leafworm), 346 nucleotides. The record is from the annotation of a GenBank genome assembly. Lineage: Eukaryota; Metazoa; Arthropoda; Insecta; Lepidoptera; Noctuidae.